CCGCCCCGGGAGGACGCGGCGCGCGUGGCCCGCUUCGUGGCGCAUGUAUGCGACUGGGGCGCGCUGGCCACGAUCUCCACGCUGCCGGAGGUGCGAGGCCGUCCCUUCGUCGACGUCCUCUCGCUCAGCGACGGGCCACCGGGCAAGGGCAGCGGCGUGCCGUAUAUGUACCUGAGCCCGAUGCAGGUGCUGGUGAGCGACCUGCAGGAGAGCGCGUACGCCACGCUGACCUUAUCUCUGGCACAGACCGACUUCUGCAGGAAACAUGGAUUUGAUCCCCAGAGCCCUCUGUGUGCCCACAUAAUGCUGUCCGGAACUGUGACCAAGGUGGGCGAAGCAGAGACGGACUUCGCAAAGCAGUCGUUGUUCAUCCGGCACCCCGAGAUGAAAACCUGGCCUUCCAGUCACCAGUGGUUCAUUGCCAAGCUGAAUAUAACCAAUAUUUGGGUCCUGGACUACUUCGGUGGGCCGAAAAUCGUGACGCCCGCGGAGUACUACAACGUCACAGUGCAGUGAGGCGGAACAAGGCAAAUUGAACCGGGCAUGAGGAGCGCCCUCAGGUGGCUUGUACACACAGAGCUCUCGGGCAUACUAGCCUGUUCUCCGUCGCACACUGGCUGGCUUGCUAACUGAAUAGCUUUGGGCCCUUACGGAUUUCUUGGAAGACGUGGUUGCUAUGUUUUUGUUUGUUUGUUUGUUUUUGUUUUUUUGUAUUUUUAAAAAUGUAUUGGAAAGCCAUUUUCACAGAGCAAUAUCUUAUGAUCAAAGUUUUUCCCCAUUAACUCCAAAUAUUUGUCCAAUGGUGCUCCCAGAAGUGGAACACGUGCCGGAUUGAGACCACCCGCCGGAAGAGGGCCUGGAGAGUUGUCUUCAUUUCUGGAAGCCACGUGCUGGGGGGAGCACCUGACACCCAGCCUGGCUGAGGGGCGGCUGGCGCUGCAGCACCUGUGUCACCCCCGGCAGCCGGACCACGAGGAGGUGCCGCCAGCUCUUGCUCACGCCUGCUUGUUCCUGACUGUCCUGGGACUGUCGGCCAACACAGGGCAAAACUAUUUCUUAGAAAGAACUUAAAAAAAAAAGUUUACAUUCUAAAGUGAGACUUACCUAGAACCAAGGAAAUUCAUUAAACUUCUCCUGAAUUCGAUCUUCGUACCUACGUGGAGACUGCAUAAUUAGUCUCCUCCGUUCAAACAUGCUUACGCAUUUUUUUGGUCCCAAAAUGGGAUUACAAAAGAAAGAGAAGGAAGGAAAUGUGUGUUUCUAGAAUUGUGUUAAAAAGAGGGUCUGUUGGGUCGUCCCCCGCCUCAGCCUCCCAUCUUCAUCCAUGAGCUCACACCGCCCUGCGGGCUCCUUUUAGACAGGGUUAGACAGGACCUCCCUGCGCUGCCCAGACCAGCCCUGAGCUCGUCUCUUCCCGCCUCAGUCCCUGAGCUGCUGGAGUUGCAGGUGCACACCCCCGUGCCUGGAGCGUAUGCUGGGCCGGGAAUCCAACCCCGAUGCCCGCGUAGUCCUAACCUGUGGAGCACAGUAUCUUAGCGUGCAUGCCUGUGGCUGGGCCAUCUGCAAUUCUAUUUUAUUUUUCAUUUCCAAAGGGCAUGUGCACUCACCGGAGGAAGAGCGAGCUUGUCAAUGGGGGUGCGGUUAUGCCACCAUUCCUUUCCUUCCAUUUCUCCAUCUCACCAGGAUUUGGCAAGUGAACACACACACACACACACACACACCUUGUUUUUCAAGCUGCUAGGGCCAAGAUUUGAACUGCAGCUGGCCAUGUGGCCCCAGCUCCACAGCAGUGUUAACCAGGCGGGGCCAGCUCUAGCCAGGGCCGGGUCCCACCCCUCAGUCUCCCUUCACAGCUUGUCCAUGCCGCAGCUCUGAACGCUGACCCGAGGCUUCCUCCGCUGCUCCAGGUCUCCAGGUGACCCCUCACUGCGUCAGUACACCAUCAGUGGGCGAUGCUGAGGCGCUGCUGCGGGGGGAAGGUGCUGUCCUGGUUCAUCACCUGUAUUCAAGAUUUCAGAAGCCAAUACCGAUUUCUGUUAAAGAGAGUAUCUGGAAUCAAGCCAUUGAGGCCUUUAAGUGGCAAAAAGAGGUUAGAUAUGGGUCUUUAAUUUGAAAACUACAAAAUGAGCUUAGCUGAAAUCCAGCAAUCAGCUUCUAGUUAACAAAAACAGUUUGUAAGUAGAACUGACUUCUCAUUUUCAAAGCAUCAGUAAUUAAAAGCAUUAUUUUAAUAAAAUGUUGGAUUAAUUUUGAA
Messenger RNA from Tupaia belangeri chinensis (Chinese tree shrew), 2254 nucleotides. RefSeq names its product cellular repressor of E1A stimulated genes 1 (gene CREG1). The record is from RefSeq and is a predicted model, not a curated record. Bases 166 to 516 code for a protein of 116 amino acids. Lineage: Eukaryota; Metazoa; Chordata; Mammalia; Scandentia; Tupaiidae. The transcript is spliced from 4 exons.